Lentinula edodes (shiitake mushroom) is the source of this 1504-nucleotide messenger RNA. RefSeq lists its product as uncharacterized. The transcript is spliced from 9 exons. Lineage: Eukaryota; Fungi; Basidiomycota; Agaricomycetes; Agaricales; Omphalotaceae. Bases 117 to 1400 code for a protein of 427 amino acids. The record is from RefSeq and is a predicted model, not a curated record.
UCCUAUUUUCGUGGUGGAUCUCGAACUACAGUAAGGUCUUAUGACAGCUCAAUUUCACAUCUGUCUCUCCUAUAAAAAGAAGACGGUUUCGCCUCGCGGAGACAUAAAACCCCACUAUGGCCGCCCCGUACACCGAACACUUCCUGGAUAUCAAGCGUCAAAUUGCGGAAAGUUAUCCUGACUUCCAGGCACGCGCUACUCAAGCUUGGGCAGAAAUUAUCAGCGAGUUGGUAAAGGUCGCUGAGACGCUGUCUGCUAAAGGAUCAGAGUACAUUCCACAGGUCAAAUUCGCCGAGCUGUCUUCUCUCCCCUCGGAGAAAGUGGAGGAGAUUCGUCGGAUUGGAACAGUGGUAAUUAAAGAUGUCGUAGACGACGCCGAAGCCCGGGCCUGGCAAGAUUCACUGAAAGACUUUGUCAAGGCUAAUCCAACUGUGAGAGGCUUCCCGGAAGGCGAUAAACAAUUCUUCGAGCUCUACUGGACAAAACCUCAAGUACAGGCACGCUCGCAUCCCAAUCUACUAGCUGCUUCUGCUUGGCUCAACAACCUCUAUCGGGACUCGGGGAAUGAGCCUUUGGAUGGAGUAGACCUUUCAACACCUCUCACCUAUGCCGAUAGAUUCCGUAUCAGACAUCCGGGUGUGCAAUGGGAUGCCCAUCCACCGCAUAUUGAUGGGGGUGCCAUAGAACGUUGGCAGGACUCGGCAUUUCGAACGUGCUUUGAUGACAUUCUGUCCGGAGAGUGGCGGAAACACGAUCCCUACGCUCUUUCCGGUCGCCUAAACGCGCGCUCGUCCCUGUACCGUCGUCCAAAUCAAGCCACCGUGUUCAGAACGUUUCAAGGCUGGCUCGCAAUGAGUGAGACCGAACCGCACCAAGGGACUUUGAAAGUAUUCCCCGAUGUAGUUUUGUCCAAUGCGUAUAUCAUUCUACGCCCUUUCUUCCAUCCUCUGGUGUCAGUCGAUUCGAAGGAUAUCCUUGAUGUCAAGAACUGGGAAUAUAACAUCACAUAUGCGGAUUUUCCUGGAAUCAUACCUAGAGAUGGAGGAUUCACAGGCCCUCGCCCCACCCCAGGAACACACCCUCAUCUAAUGCUUGACAAGACUAUGACCUCUGUACCAAAAGUUAUGCCUGGAGAUGCAGUAUUUUGGCACUGCGAUGUUGUACAUUCAGUCGAGCCAGAACAUACAGGCCAGGAGGAUUCAGCAGUAAUGUAUAUCCCCGCGAUGCCAACUACGCCCAUGAACAAAGCAUAUGUCGAGAAACAGAAGGAAUCUUUUGUGCAGGGGGUCAGCCCACCAGAUUUCCCUAAGAGCACACAAGACUUCAUCGGUAUUGCGAAGUCGGCCGACUUUCUCUCGCCAAUCGGACUACGAGCAAUGGGUUUACCUGUCUCUGUUUAAUUCUCGUGCUAUGAGUUUAUGAUUGACCCACCAGAUGCCUGUAGGCUUUUUGUAUCUCCAGCUUGAACCAAGCACAAAUAAAAUCAACUUGCCAAACUCUGUUU